AUGAAAACUUCAACACAUGCACGGACUGACCUCCGUUCCAGGACUUUGAUUUCGUGCAAUCAGUCCGCCGCAUUCUUUCGACGAGAUAAGAACAUGUCACUCGAGCAGCAGGAGCAAGAUCCGUCUUCGUCGUCAUCAUGGGUGGAAGAGACGAGGAAGGGAUGCAUUCCGUCGUCUGCCGUGGCGAAGCAGAGGAAUGAAAUCCUGUACGAGGGUCACUUUUACGACGUCACGAACUGGAUUGAUCGCCACCCGGGAGGCAAGAUUAUCCAGUUUUACACGGCUCCAGGGGAAGAUGCCACUCUGGCAGUGCAGCAGUUUCACAACCGCUCCCUCCCGAAGACCUUGGCCAUUAUGAGAGGACUUCCAAGGAGGAAGGCGACCCCAGAAGACCUCGCGAACCAUGGUGCAGCCACCCAGCAUUCGCGCCACAAAGCAUUGAGUGAUGACUUUGCCCGUCUGGAAAGUGAGCUGAGAGAGGAGGGGUUUUUUCUGCCCAGUUGGAGCCACACCCUCUUCCGCCUCCUGGAACUGAUUGCUCUCCAAGUGACGGCCAUCUGCUGUUUGACCUCCGCGUCGGCCUGGCUUCAAGUGGGGGGCAUCCUCCUCUCGGCCCUCUAUGCGGGAAGGUGUGGCUGGUGGAUGCAUGAAGGAGGACAUCAUUCCAUCACGGGUCGCCCACGGCUGGACCGGUUCAUCCAAUCAAUGGUUUAUGGUCUUGGCGACGGGAUGUCAGCACGAUGGUGGUCAUCGCAGCACAAUCGUCACCACGCCAUGCCCCAACGUCUCCAUGCAGACGUGGACUUGGAGACACUGCCCCUACUCGCCUUCAACAAAAAGGUGAUGGAGGAUCGACCCACUUCCAACUUCUUUCUCCGCCACCAGUCCAAACUCUUUGUUCUUGUGGACACGUUUCUGGUGGCCAUCUUUUGGAAGGUGUACCUCCAUCCACGUUACGCCUGGAGGAAAGGGGCCUUCUCCGACCUCUUCUUCAUGUCGGUUCACUAUUGUCUCAUUCUCCCAUUCGGGCUGGUCAACUAUGUCGUCGCCGUCUGGCUGACGUCAAACUACAUCUUUAUCAAUUUUGCUCUGAGCCACACCCACAUGGAAGUCAGCACUCAAAGUCUCCACUGGGUCGAGUAUAGUCUUGCCCACACGACUGAUAUCGAGCCCAAUUGGUUCGUGGACUGGUGGAUGGGGAUGCUUAACUAUCAAAUUGAACACCACCUUUUUCCAACUAUGCCUCAAUUCCGACACGCACAAGUGCGACCCAGGGUUGAAGUGUUGGCGAGAAAGCACGGUCUUCCCUUUCACUCCAUGUCAUACUGGGCGGCGAUGAGAAAGACUUUUUCCAAUUUAGAAAAAGUGUCGCAACAGCUCAAGGCGGCGGAGGAGGAGGAAGGAGAAGAGUGACCAAACAUCCACCAAUAUUGGUUUGGUGGACAAUCAAAAGAAAGCAGAUCUGGUCGUGAAGACAUGAAUAUUCUAAUAAUCUGAUCUGUACAAAUACACAAAUUAUAUAGUCACCACACAAUAAACAAUUUAUUAUCUCA
Molecule: messenger RNA, 1553 nt
Organism: Folsomia candida
Lineage: Eukaryota; Metazoa; Arthropoda; Collembola; Entomobryomorpha; Isotomidae
Product: acyl-lipid (8-3)-desaturase
Exons: 4
Coding region: 1-1413 (470 amino acids)
Biological process (GO): lipid metabolic process
Cellular component (GO): membrane
Molecular function (GO): oxidoreductase activity, acting on paired donors, with oxidation of a pair of donors resulting in the reduction of molecular oxygen to two molecules of water
Source: RefSeq, a predicted model, not a curated record